ACACGGCAACACCAAAAGCAAACAUCAACACGGCGGAGUUCAAAUUUACUGCAUUUCUUCAAAGUUCAAUUUCUUGCCUGCAUAUACAACUGGCUUCGCUGCCACCAUGCACACAUCUUAGCAAGCUGUAAAAGUGUAGGGAUUGGACAAAACAUGGUUGGUAAACACUGUAGAGAAGGAGUGUUAUGUUGCUAAUCCAACAAACCAAUGCUUAAAUUUCUUGCAGACAUGUUCCUAAUGGCAUUAGCACUGGAGCAGGUCAAUUUUGGUGAUUUGUCUCCUCUUUGGGAUUCGACGUUGCUUAUCUUUUCAUUCACCCUGUUGGCAAUCAUUACUUGAUAGAGAUGGAGGACAGUUUAAUGAGAAAUUGGCACAAAUUGAAGCUUACCGGAGACGAGGAAGGCAUGCCAGAUAUUGAUGAGAUCCCAAGUGAAGAAAUGGAUGUUCAGGACUGUUUGGUGGGUAAAUUGCUGACAACAAACCCGUUCAAUGCCAAAGCCAUGAAGAAUGUUUUAAGGGCGGCUUGGAAACCACAGAAAGACCUCCUCAUUAGAGAAGUAAUAAAAAAUCUGUUGGUAUUCCAGUUAUUCUCUCUAGAGGAUAAGCUGAGUGUUUUGAGGACGGGACCAUUGGUGUUUGACGGCUAUUUGCUUCUGAUUAGGGAGUUGGGUGGUAAUGAACAACCAGAGGGAAUAUGGUUUUCUUUUGUUGAUUUUUGGGUGAGGGUCUAUGACAUUCCAUUCAGAAAGAGGAACAAAGCUGGGGUGGAGACAGUCUAUAGUAAGGUGGUGAGGGUACUUGAAAUGGAUGAGACAGAUAUUUGAGGCCAGGGCUGGAAGAACAAAAAGGACAUCAGUCUGGAGACCAAUGCUGGGAGUCUGGUGAUGUCGAGCAACAUAGACGAAUCCAAAUUCAACGCCCAGGCGUGUUUUUAAGGAAAUUAUAUAUUAAUAAUCUAUAUGUUAAGACAAAUCAAACAAGAUCACACAUGACUAUAUUUAGGCUUACACAUUGAGAGAAUUUGAUGAGUCAAAGUGCUUAGAUGAACAGUUCCAAAAGUCAAAAGUGGACAAAGAGAGUGGGACGGAGGUAGUAUAUGAUUUUGUAUUUAAUUGAUAACUUUUAAUUAAGGUUUUGCUUUUGCAGCUUGCUGACUUGAUUUUGGAGUAGACCUUGGAAACCUUGUUCAAAUUUGGCAAAGUCAUUGGUACAUUUUGCCUUUGAUGGGGACUAUGGCUACGGUUGACUUUAAUAUUAUGGAUUACACAUUUGUUAUCCAUAGAGGACCUGGUUUAAUUAUAUAUACUCUCAAGCAAGCAAUUUCAUGCAUAUUCAAUCGUUUCGUAUGGCCAUAGACUCAGUGUUGCUGCUAUUUCACUGCUGGCGCCUUCAUAUGCAAAGUUUGAUGAAAUUCACCAUGCUGUUUUGCUUCUCAGUUCUUUACAAGAACCUUGUACACAUCACUAGAACAGGGUGUUGAAGUCCU
This is a messenger RNA of Cuscuta campestris, 1486 nucleotides long. The record is from the annotation of a GenBank genome assembly. Lineage: Eukaryota; Viridiplantae; Streptophyta; Magnoliopsida; Solanales; Convolvulaceae.